Molecule: messenger RNA, 750 nt
Organism: Rhinocladiella mackenziei CBS 650.93
Lineage: Eukaryota; Fungi; Ascomycota; Eurotiomycetes; Chaetothyriales; Herpotrichiellaceae
Exons: 1
Coding region: 1-750 (249 amino acids)
Molecular function (GO): oxidoreductase activity
Source: RefSeq, a predicted model, not a curated record
AUGACGAACUAUAACAUCACGAUUACCUCGGACAUCGUCUGUCCGUGGUGCUAUAUCGGCCAUACGAGGCUCUCGAAAGCCAUCGCCGAACACAAAAAGACAUACCCCGACGAUAAAUUUCACUUGAAAUACCUCCCAUUCUAUCUUCAACCUCCCCCUCAACUUACCAGCACCAAUGGGCCUCUCCCGCCACCAUUUCCCGUAGCGUCCCGCCCGCGACGUGAACAUUAUGCCGCAAAAUUCGGCCCCGAGCGCGCCAAACAGAUUGAAGCCAUGAUGAUCCAGACCGCGGCUGGUGAAGGCUUGAACUUCAAGUUCGGCGGCAUGACCGGCGUGAGUCGUAAUGGCCAUCGCCUAGUCCACUGGGCACAGAACCACGGAGGCGAAGAAGCCCAGGACAAAGUUAUGCUAGGACUAUGGAGACGUUACUUCGAGCAGGAAGUUGAUAUCACUACUCUCGAGACACUCGUCGAAGUUGGCCUCGAGGCCGGCUUGGGCACCAAGGAAGAGAUCACGGCGUAUUUGGAGAGUGGCAAGGACGGCGAGGAGGUCGACCGGGUGGCUGAGGAGGCGAGAAUGCAGGGAGUCAAUGGCGUGCCCAACUACGAGAUCAAUGACCAUUGGGAGAUCAGUGGUGCUCAGGAUCCUUUGGCUUUUCGGAAGUUAUUCCAGCGCUGGAAGGAGAUGGAAACAAAGGGUCAAGUUCCUGCCGUGGCGACGAAAGCGGCGAAUGGGAAUGGCUGUUUGUGA